Molecule: messenger RNA, 1083 nt
Organism: Lepus europaeus (European hare)
Lineage: Eukaryota; Metazoa; Chordata; Mammalia; Lagomorpha; Leporidae
Product: rho GTPase-activating protein 20-like
Exons: 9
Coding region: 1-1083 (360 amino acids)
Biological process (GO): signal transduction
Molecular function (GO): GTPase activator activity
Source: RefSeq, a predicted model, not a curated record
AUGGGGACUGGGUAUGAAUGUCCAUAUGCUAUUCAAGCAAGCUACCAUCGAGCUGCUCUUCAUAAUCAUGAACCGGGGAAGUCCACCUCCACCCUGAGCAUGGAGGAUCCUGUUCUGGACAUCUUGUCUUAUGGAGGGAUCCAGUUCGUUUUGAAGCCCAGGCACGUGGCUGAAAGGCCGCGCCGCUGCGGCUUUCCCACGAACUGGCUGUCUUGCUGGGGCAUUACCAGAAGCCAUAAUGACGUGCCCCAGGACGCCGCUCCUGCUCUUUCAGUGCCAACAUUCCUGAGAGUGUCUGGUGUGGAGGACCUGAUGCUCACGCUUUGGGAGUUGAUCCGCCUUAUCAAGCAGAAAGGGCCAAAGACAGAGAAUAUUUUUCAAAAAGUUGGUGACCUAAAGUCAUUUAUAGCCCUGAAGGAAAGAUUCAAUACAGGAGAUAGAGGCGACUGGGGCAAUGAAUCGCCACUUGUGUUAGCAACACUAUUAAAGGAUUGCCUUCGAGCCUUUCCUAACACCCUGUUUUCAGCUGACCUCUAUGAUCAGUGGCUGAAUGUUCUUGAUGAAGGCAAUGACGAGGAGGCCAGAGACAUCCAGAGGCUUUUAGCCCAUCUGCCCAGAGCUAACGCAGCUGUCCUAAGACACUUGUUUUCAUCAUUAUAUGCAAUCUCACGUAAUGCAUCAUACAAUCAAAUGACUACAUCAAAGUUAGCUUUGUGCAUCACCCCGAGCCUUCUGUGUGUCUGGCGAUCUACUUCAACAAGCCCAGCCCUCGAAGGCGAAUUGAGGAGAAAGAUUUCCCUUGUGGAGUUUAUGAUUGCAAGUUAUCCCAGAAUAUUUGGAGAUGACCAGAAGUCUAAGAAGAGCUGUAUGAAUUCCAAAAGAAACUUUGGAGAGAGUAGCCGGCAAGUCAUCGCCACUGCGGGGCAGAGUGCUGCCGGCCUAGAUGCCGAGCCUGACAACCGAGAACCAGUGCCGGACGUGCCACAGCCAGGCGUGAAUAUGAAUGCUGAAACCAAGCCCCGCCACGGAAGUAUGAUAGUCUCACUGGAGUCAGACCCAGAAUCAGGCAUGGUGACUGACUAG